Messenger RNA from Haplochromis burtoni (Burton's mouthbrooder), 668 nucleotides. RefSeq names its product son of sevenless homolog 1-like. The record is from RefSeq and is a predicted model, not a curated record. Gene Ontology annotation, molecular function: protein heterodimerization activity. Lineage: Eukaryota; Metazoa; Chordata; Actinopteri; Cichliformes; Cichlidae.
AGGAGCCCCGCCCAUAUACGUCAGGACUCGCCCUGUACGCAUGUGCAGCCGAUACUCUACGGUUCCCCAGACUCUGGUGACAACAACCGCCCUCAGUUAGCUCACGGACUGUCCGCCUGUCAGGGGCCCGGGGCCGGACGCGCCGUCUGAGAGAGUCCGGGGGACAUAGUGUGGGCAGCGGACGCUAAGCGAAAGCCACAACGCCGGAGAGUCGGUGUGCCUUUGGUCCGCACCGCCCGCCCGCCCGGUAACAACGCGCCCGCUGCCCGGCAGCUGCUGGCCGGUCGGUCCGUUUACCGAGCCGCCGCUAACGCUAGCAGGCGGGCUAACGCCGCGGCAGAUCAGCGUCCCGGUGGCCAUUCGUCAUGCUCUGCACCCGGUGAGCGGAGCCGCGGGCAGCUGCUAGCCAGGAGCUAACGGCUAGCUCUCCGAGGAUGGUCGCAGUGAGGGCGGCUGCUCUGGAGGAUCGGCCCGGAUGUUCUGAGCUUCACGGCUUCACCCGCCCUGCUGGACCCGGACUGCCGCUCACCGAACCGGGCGUGUGAGUCCGGCUGCUCAGACCCGCGGGAGCGGCAGCCAUGCAGGCGGCGCAGCCGCAGUACGACUUCUUCAGCGAAGAGAACGGUCCGAAAUGGAGAGGCCUGCUGGUGCCCUCACUGGAAAAGGUA